Molecule: messenger RNA, 2345 nt
Organism: Brassicogethes aeneus
Lineage: Eukaryota; Metazoa; Arthropoda; Insecta; Coleoptera; Nitidulidae
Source: the annotation of a GenBank genome assembly
UUUGAGUUUGGUUCUGACUAUCGCACACACGGUUCAUAUAGGUACAUUCCUACACAUCAAUACAAACGCGAAAUUUUUUGAAGUUUGAUUUGUUUAAAGUGAUUAAAGCUGGCUUAUAUUAUAUUUCUCAGUGUCAAAUCAAGCCUUUUUGGAUGGUCACCAAGGGCAUUUCCAAGUCAAAAUACAUUUUCUUUGACAGUUUGCAACUCGUUGGGAGGAGUCCAACCAACUAAAAGAGCCUUCUUAAAAUUCAUCCAAUAUGGUCUCCCCAAGCUUGGAAAAGGAUGAUUUUUCAGUCAACAUUGAGAAAAACCUUUCCAUUGAAAGACUACAAAGUCAGGAAAAUCAACUCACAGUUUCCACUAUACUCAGUUUAAAUCCUGACUGUAAAGAUAUCCUUUCUAAUGGAGUUGGUAAAGUUGAAUCUCUGUAUAACAAUAAAUCCAUUGAAUCUAUACCAUCGGAUAGCGAAAGCAUUCACUAUCAAAAAACCUACGAAAGCGAAAAAUGGUAUUCAGUCACAAUGCAAGUAUUUAUACCUUUUAUGAUUGCCGGCAUUGGUACCAUAGGAGCUGGAAUUGUCCUUGACGAUGUUCAAGAAUACGAAGUUUUUAAACAGAUCAAAGCUUUAUUUGUCUUAGUUCCUGCUCUAUUAGGACUUAAAGGAAAUUUGGAUACCUGUUUAGCAUCAAGACUAUCGACGCAUGUCAACUUGGGUACUUUGAAGGGCAAGAAGGAAAUUUUUAAGAUUAUUUAUGGAAAUAUUGGACUGGUUCAGAUCCAGGCAAUAGUAGCGUCAUGCCUUGUCUCUUUAUUUGCGGUUGGUGUAACGGCUAUAAUGAACAACGUUUUCGACUAUAAGGACGCCAUGUUGCUGGCAGCUUCGAGCGUUUUGACAGCUACCAUGUCCUGUUUUGUAUUAGAUUUUGUUUUGAUUGGUGUUAUUUUUGCAUCAAAGAAAUUUAAGUUGAAUCCUGAUAAUUUGGCAACACCCUUUGCAGCUAGCAUUGGGGAUGUUGUUAGUUUGAUGUUGCUAUCUGUAUGGGCCAAGUUGCUGUAUGAAAUUCAUGAGCAAUAUCCUUGGUUGUUGUUUGCUAUACUUGGUUUCUAUAUUUUCCUUGUUUUGCCGGUGUGGGUAUUGAUCGUGCGAAAAAAUGAGUAUACCAACAAAAUUCUGACUACUGGUUGGACACCGGUAUUGAGUGCCCUUAUCAUUAGUGGUAUGGGUGGUCUAGUGUUGGAUCAUGCUAUAGAUCAAUUUAAAAACUUUGGCGUAUUUCAACCGAUCAUCAACGGCAUUGGAGGAAAUCUUGUAUCAGUACAAUCCAGCAGAAUAUCAACAAUGCUGCAUAAAACAUCAAUCAAAGGAGUCAUACCACCGCACACGAAACAAUGGGUUGCACCUUGGACUGCUCUUGUCAAAGGAGUUCUUCCAGCCAAAUCAGCCAGGAUUUUAAUUCUUCUUGCAAUACCAGGUCAAACUAUAUUUGUACUAACAGCUGAUCUUAUUGCAAACGGUAGAUUAACAGUUAGCUACAUAUUUGUUCUUACCUACUUAAGUGUUAGUUUAAUCCAAAUCAUGUCAUUGCUGUACAUAGCCCACUUGAUGACGCACACCAUGUGGAAAUUCAAAAUCGAUCCAGAUAAUUCAGCCAUACCAUACUUGACAGCUUUGGGAGAUUUGCUUGGUUCCAGCUUACUUAUGCUUGCAUUCAUAUUAUUGAGGCACAUUCAUGAAGAAUAUGACCCAGAUUCAGCAACAUAAGUUCAUUGAGUUAAUUAAAUCAUAACUUAGGCCGGAACCUCAAAAUUUUAUACAUUCCACUUUUGAUAUUACUGAGCUACUUUGUAGUUAUCGUUGCCAUGUAUUAUUAAUUAAGAUACUUAACAUUAAGAUAUUACCAAAGUGUAUUUUAUAUAGUACCCAUGGGUAAAUAGUGAUAUUUUUAAUAAAUUAUAGUAUUAUACAUAAAUUCAUGUACUUACAGUAUUACGUAUAUUGUUACCUCAUUAUUACAUAUGAAGGGGUAAGAAGCAAAAGGGUGCAAGUGCAAAAAAAAGUUGAGUUAUUAUAUUAACGAAACUUUUUGCUAUAUACAAAAAUCUGGAUACUUGUUUCAAUGUGCAGAAUUUUCACGUUAUGAAAAAAAAAAUGGACUCUAAACUACCCAAUUCUGCACUUAUUAUUUAACUUAUGUUUAUGCUAAAAUGCAGUUGUACCCUUUUGCUUCUUACCCCUUUGUUUUUGUACAAAUUUUACUAUAACAUUAUUUAUUUUUGAAAAAACGUUAGUAAGUUAAUAUUUUAAAAAUUAUUGUAUUGUAAUAAAGUGUAUUUUAAGGUAA